Molecule: messenger RNA, 6529 nt
Organism: Prinia subflava (tawny-flanked prinia)
Lineage: Eukaryota; Metazoa; Chordata; Aves; Passeriformes; Cisticolidae
Product: zinc finger CCCH-type antiviral protein 1-like
Exons: 17
Coding region: 607-2988 (793 amino acids)
Biological process (GO): positive regulation of mRNA catabolic process; positive regulation of type I interferon production; response to virus
Cellular component (GO): nucleus
Molecular function (GO): NAD+-protein mono-ADP-ribosyltransferase activity; RNA binding; NAD+ poly-ADP-ribosyltransferase activity
Source: RefSeq, a predicted model, not a curated record
UGGGUGAACUUAGCUUUGGCCUCUAUCACACCAGAGCUCCCCUGUUCACAAUUUCCUUCUCUGCAGGGUCAGUUUAUAUACGGUUGCUUCGGCUGGACAGGGCAUUGCCUCAUACUUCCUUUGUCUUUUCAAUUUCUUUUCCAUAUUCAUGUAGUCUUUUCCUCACUGCCGGUCAGUUGAAUAGAUUUCAGUGUAGAGAUGAAUACUUGAUUCGAUUUCUGGGAACCCUGUAUUGGGAUUCACACCCGGGAUGAUGGAGGCUAGAUCUGUAUCAAGUGUUAAUCGUUGAGUCGUUGUCAAGUUCAUCUCCGGAGUGGGCUUAUCUCUUCUCGGAGUCACCCUUCUUACUGUCGCAAAUUUUGGUCCUUGAGUUUCGGGCAAGGGCGUUUACAAUUCCUGAACAUUUUUUUUUCUUUAUUUCCAAGCCUGAGUGACUGUUACCGUAUUUCUUCUAAAACGUGCAUGUUUUACACCACCGAUUACAAACACGAAUUAUUUAACAUCAUAUAUCACAAGACCGUUCCAACCCAAACCACUCCGCGAUAAUAACAAGGAAACUUCGCAGUCCUUUCAGUCACUUCUUGCACUAUUUCCCGCCGACAAGCGAUGUUCCGACGGCCUCCAGGCUGGGCAGAUGCCUGCGCCCAGCGCGGCCGGAACCGCGGGCCCCGCCCGUGCCUUCGGUUUCGAUUCCCGUCCAGCGCGGCCCAGAGGCGGUGCCGAGUCCCCGCCCCGCUCCUGCUCCGGUUCCCGCUCCCGCCCGCUGCUGCCGCAGUCCCGCCCGCGGUCCCGUCCCGCUCGGAGGGCACCAUGUGCGACCCGGCCGUGUCCAGCUUCCUCACGCAGACGCUGUGCGCCCAUGGCGGGCGGCUGGGGCUGCGGGAGCUGGAGGAGACCGUCGGGCUGCCGGCGCCGCAGCUGCAAGGCACGCUGCGGGCGGCGGGCCCCCGGCGGUUCCUGGUGUUGGAGGGCGGCCCGGCGGUGGUGGCCGUGACGGACGCCAGGGUCUGUGUCCUCAAGGAGUGCGGCGGCUGCGAGCGCCUGCACCUCUGCAAGCUGCACCUCAUGGGCAGGUGCCACCUGGGGCCCAGCUCUUGUAAGUACUCGCAUGACAUCAUGAAUGCAGAGAACAAAAAAGUUCUAAAAAAAUAUGAUUUGUCUGGCCUCAGUGAGAAUGAACUGCAAGUCCUGCUUCUCCAAAACGAUCCAUUCUUCCUUCCUGAUACCUGCCACUUUUACAACAAAAAAGGUUGUCACUGCACGCAUCAAAGCAACUGCAACAAGCUUCAUGUUUGUCGAUUCUUUCUCCUGGGGAAAUGUAAAUUUCCUCAAUGUGUAAUGUCCCAUAACCUCUUGGAUAGCCAUGGAUUGAGGCUGUUGGAAUCUGGAGGCAUUGAUGGGAAGAUAGCUUCAAACUUCCAGGCUAUAUGUGACUACAAGCAUCUCGAAUUCAACAGGGAACAGAAGAAGGGGUAUGUACACAACUAUAGACCAAGACAUGAUAAUUGGAAAAAACCAGCAGUUACAAGGAAUAAAGAACUGAACAAAACUUUGCAAACAGUGGAAUCCGUGCCGCACGUGCCACCUGCAAAAGGUCCCAGUAGCACUGCACCUGCUCAGAGCCAACACCAGUUGCCAACAGGAGUGGAAGACAAAGAUAAAGAUAAAGGCAAUGAGAAUGGCUUUGCCAGCAGAACUGUUGUCUCGACCUCCCUUCCCAGUAGCACUGCACCUGCUCAGAGCCAAGACCAGUUGCCAACAGCAAUCGGAAAUAAAGAUAAAGGCAAUGAGAAUGGCUUUGCCAGCAGAACUGUUGUCUCGACCUCCUUUCCCAGUAGCACUGCACCUGCUCAGAGCCAAGACCAGUUGCCAACAGGAGUGGGAAAUAAAGAUAAAGGCAAUGAGAAUGGCUUUGCCAGCAGAACUGUUGUCUUCACCUCCCCUCCCAGUAGCGCCAUACCUGCACAGAGACAACAGUUGCCAACAGGAAUUGGAAAUAAAGAUAAAGGCAAUGAGAAUGGCUUUGCCAGCAGAACUGUUGUCUCGACCUCCCUUCCCAGUAGCACUGCACCUGCUCAGAGCCAAGACCAGUUGCCAACAGCAAUCGGAAAUAAAGGUAAAGGCAAUGAGAAUGGCUUUGCCAGCAGAACUGUUGUCUCGACCUCCCCUCCCAGUAGCACUGCACCUGCUCAGAGCCAAGACCAGUUGCCAACAGGAGUGGGAAAUAAAGAUAAAGGUAAAAAGAACAGUUCCUCUGACGAAGAUUCAAAGGACAAUAAAAAAGAUAACUCUGAUGAGAUCUGUUUGUUCUAUGUCUGGAAGUACUGCAAAAACAAGGAUAAAUGCAAAUCUGUUCAUUACCAUUUGCCAUAUAAAUGGGAGAUAUAUGAUGGUUUGAACUGGCAUGAACUUCCCUUGAUGGAGGAAAUUGAAAAGGCCUAUUGUGACCCAAAGAACAGCAGCUUGCCAAGUACGAACAUUGAUUUCCAGAAAAUGACCUGCUCUUCUUCUUUGGUUCGACGCCUCUCUACACCAUCAUCAGUCACAAAACCCACAUUCCUCCUGACCACACAGUGGAUUUGGUACUGGAAGAAUAACCAAGACAAGUGGAUUGAAUAUGGAGAACAGGAAGAAGGGAGUAGCAUGACCUCACCAUCUUCUGCUAUUAUUGAGAAUUUGUAUCAAGCAGAUCCAUGUGCCGUUGUACCUUUUCAGACUGACCAACAUCAAUAUGAGCUCAAUUUUAAAGAAAUGAUUCAGACAAACAUUAUUUUUAAAACUAGAAGACAAAUCUGCAGGCGACCAAAAUUUGUGUCUUCUGAAGAGGUGCAGAAAAUCAAGACAAGCAGCCAGAGGGAUCCUUCUUCUAUUCCAAGUCAGACCUGUCCUAGUCACUGGGAUGCAUCUGCACUGCCUGACUUUGGAUACAAGGUAAUAUUGGGAGUGGCUGGGAUUCUGCAUGCUUGUGGUGACCAUUGUAAGAGCUGACAGCUACAACUCGAUGAACUGCCUUCUCUUCAGACAUUGACAAAUAAUCCUGGCAAAAUCUGCUGCGCUGGAAGUGAUCCAUUUUAAAAAGGAACCUGUGAGAUAGGCAGAAAGUCAUCUUGGCUUAAAAUGAGAAACUGUGUCUUGGUAACAUUGCUUAUUUUUUGAGUAUUGCCGUGUCUUAAUCUGUAAGUCCUUGAGAAUAGUUCUGUUGAAAGAAGUGUAUAAAAUGCACAGUGGAAGUUGGUAACACUGAUUGGAAAGUUGGUGUGAAUUUCUCCUGUCUUUGCUUUAACAAAGUGGAAAUAGUAGCUGUUAAAUGUUUUAAAGGAAAAAAAAAAUUGCUUCUAUCUUGAAACUUCAUGUUGGGUUUAAAAUUGUCUCUUUAAUGUACAACUGAGAAAAGUGUGCAGUGGAUGUGUGAUUUCCUGUCAGUUUUGUGUGGUUGAUGUGCUGAUGAAUCCUGGCUACAUGCAGGCCAAGGAUUGCUGCACUGUACCAGGCACAGGAUGCCAUGUGAAGAGUGUCUGCAUUUUAUAGAGGUCACUUCUGGUGGGGUCACUGCCACCAGUACCAGCCCUGCCCCUCCCAAAGCCCCAGUGAGGCAAAGCUCAGGGUGUGUCACAGAGUCCUGCCCCUGUGCAGUCACACACCUGUGGGAACUGCUGCCAGAGCAGUGGCUCCUUCUCUGCCUUGGGAACUCUGCUCCUUGAUAACAGAGUAGCAAAUGCUCACACUCAGUGUGAUUUUCCUUUCCAGGUCUGAAGGUGAAAAAUGCUGAAGAAGUUGUGUAGUUUUGCCAUAUCAGCCUUCAACACCACCUUCAAUGUGGUGCUUGACCUUUUAUUAGCACUAGAAGCAUCUUUGGGGAAAUAAGGACAAAACCCACAAAGUUUUCAUGGAAAGGAGAACAGCUUUGUUGUCUGGAGGCCAUCAUAUGAUAAAAUAAUGGCAGUACCUUUCUUGCAGGAUUAGGCCUUGUGUAACAUGGCUAACCCUCUGUUUUACCUAGAAAGGUUACAGUUCCUCGGGAAGAGAUCACAGAAUCAUUGAAUGUGCUGAGGUGGAAGGGACCCUUUGGGAUCAUCGAGUCCAACACCAGGCCCUGCACAGGACACCCCACAAAUCACACCGUGGGCCUGAGAGAUGCAGCAGAGCAAAAGCACAUUUGUAGUUUAAGUGGGAAUUGUUCAUGUAUAAAUAAAUUUGCAGAUGACACCAAGCUGGACACUGCAGGUGACACACCUGAAGGACAGGGCCAUCCAAAGGGAUGUGGACAAACUCAGAAGGGGUCCAUGGGAAUCCCAUGAGGUUCAACAAGUACUGGUGCUGCACCUGGGCCAGGACAACACCUGGGAUCAGUCCAGACUGGGAUAAGCAGAUGGAGCUGAUGCCUUGGGAAGGCUGGCCUGGAACAGAGAUUAGACAGAGCUAAGAGAAUAAAGUAGGUAUUUAUUAAAAGGCCUUCAAGGAUACACCUUGGGCAGUACAAGAGCCUGGCUGGGGCUACACCCAGGAUGGACCCAAUAUGGUCACAAUGAAUGACUAGUCAUUGGUCUCACACUUUUAUGUUUUGGUCAAUUUGCAUAUUGGGUUAAUUGUCCAAUUACAGCUUCCAAUUAUGAAAUCCCAUCCCUCUUGUUCCUCCCUUCAGUCCACUGUUGUUUAUGCUUUUGGGCCUGAAAACUUGUGAUCAUUGUCCUUGGUCUCAAGCUGGAAAAGGAUUUGUUUUGUCUACCUACUCUGAAGACAGCUUACUGGCACUUAAUGUGAGGCUCAGAACUGCACCCCUAGGCAGCACAAAAUCUGAAAAACAUGAAAGCUGAAACUUGGGGCAUCAGAGCAAUCAUGGGAGAAGGACUUGGGGAUGCUGGUGGUGAGAGCUGGACAUGCCCUGCCUCUGAACCCCCCUUGUGCUGAGCUGAUGAUUUACAAGGGCCUGGAGUGACAGGACAAGGGGGAGUGGCUUCAAACUGUCAGAGAGUAGGUUUAGACAGGGUAUUAGGAAAAUAUUCAUCCCUGUGAGGCUGGUGAGGCCCUGGCACAGGUUGCUCAGAGAAGCUGUGGCUGCCUCAUCCCUGGAAGUGUCCAAGCCACGUUGGAUGGGGCUUGGAGCAACCUGGGAUAGUGGAAGGUGUCCCUGCCCAUGGCAGGGGGAUGGAACUGGUUGAGCUUUAAGGUCCCUUCCAACCCAAACCAUUAUGUGAUUCUAAAUAAAAGAUGUAGUACUGAAAUAAGUGAUAUGAUUUUCAUCACCUGAUGGUGAGAAGCUUGAGCUGUGCUGUCACAGACUGUGCAGACAAUCCGUACUUGUACAUCCUGAUUGUUUUAUGUGUUGUGCUGCAAAGCUUUGGAAAAUGCUCCUGUAUUAUUGAGACACUGGAAAUUUCACUCACCUUUUUAAAGGCUUUUAAAUAAAUUCAAAAGAAAUAGUUCUUUCUUGUGCAGCUGAUUGUAUUCUUAAUCUUUAAAAUACUUCCCUGUAAGUGAUCUCCUCAUCAGUAAGUAUGUAAAUGUAGCUGUGAAACACAAGUUUUAUCCUAUUUUAUUUUCUCUCUAAGCUCAGCCUUCUAAAACAGGGAAGUUUUGCCUGGCAGGGUAAGAUGUUAGGUUUCCUUGUUACCUUUUAGGAUGGCCACAGCUUUCCUGCUUAAAACACUUUGGAAUGUGGGGUGUUGGGAUCUCACUGUCAUCUUGAGUCCCCACUUGGCUUAAGUUGUGGUAAAGUGGAAAGUAUUACCAGGUGACAUCACCCUGCCAGCAGAUUUUGCAGUUUAUGGAGAUAAAUGUUGAUUCUAGAAGAUUAAAGACAUGAGUUACUUUGGAGAGAAGAUGGAAAAUUUAUGCAUGACAUAAGCAAACAGAAAAGCUCAAUGUUUUUAUGUUUUACAUUAAAUUCUCUUUGGGAAAAAUGAGCAUUUCUUAAUGGAUUUUUUAACACAAAAUGUACAGAUAAAUAAAUAAAAGGAUAAUGGCUAAAUAGACUUUGUUUCCAUUGGGAAAGGAGAUGUAUUUGUUUAAGCAGGUAUUUGGUGUCACAUUUAUUUAGAAAUGUAGGGUUUUUUUCUCAAGUCCAUAUCUGAAUGAAGCAUUCCAAGUUCUGACUUUGAAAAUGCCAGGAGGAAGUUUGUGUUUUGUUUCAUCUUUAAUAGCUGAAGCUCCCAUAAAGGUCUAGUUACAAGUGAUGCUGUUAUCUAACAUCUUUUGAUUUUAAUCAUCUUUAGAUAUAAAACUGACACUAUCUGGAAUAAUCUGUCACAUUUUCUUUUUGCAAUUUCUGUUCCAUUGAGAUUUAAAAUUGCAGGUGUCAACUCUUGGAGAUGAUAAAUCCUUCCUGAAGAAAGGUGAGGUGACCUUGCAAAGCAGGAGUGAUAUGAUUUACUUGGUGUUUGGUUAUUCACACAGUCAUGAUCUAAAGCAUUUAUUUACCCUUCAUAAGCAUAGUUUGGGGACUCUUCUGAAAGUGCAUCUGCUGGAAUUAGGCUUCUGCAUGUUCCAAGCUCACUGCAGCCUCAUGCCUUGUUUUGCUUUGGUUUGUGUU